AUGUUUGUGUCCAGUGGAAGGUUGAGCCGAGCAGGAUGCAGACCAGAUCUGCCCAUGCGAGUGCAGGACAACAGCAGGGCCAGCAGCUUGUACGCAACACCACAGAGUAAACUUCCAUCUUUUGGAAAGCUCAGCAUGUCGAGACCAGCAUCUGUGACCUCUGAAAAGCGAACCAGCUUCUUUGGUGCACGAACUAGUGGAGCUGGCAUGCCUCGGAGCAGCAUCAUGGCAGGGUUUGGAGGAACUGAGAAAAUCAAAGAUGCCCGACCUCUCCACGAUAAGGCGUUUGUUCAGCAAUGUAUCCGACAGCUGCAUGAGUUCCUAACUGAACAGGGUUACCCAGGCACUUUGUCACCCAAAACUCUCCAGUCGCCCUCCACUAAGGAAUUUGUGAAGAUUUUUGAGUUCAUUUACCGCCUGUUUGAUCGAACCUUUGAGAUGCCUAACUCCAAAGUUGAGGAGGAGGUUCCAGCUCUCCUAAAAGACUUAAGGUAUCCGUUUGUGCUCUCCAAGUGUUCCAUGUAUUCUGUUGGAGCUCCUCACACAUGGCCUCAGGCCCUUGGUGCGCUCAUGUGGCUAAUUGAUACUUUCAAGAUAUGGAGUUUUUCUAAGCAGGAGCUGCCGUUUUCGGACUCCUGUGAAGAUGGCAACAAUAUUGACGUGCCCGAGUAUAGCAAGCUGUUCCUAGAAUGCACAUAUGAGACGUAUGCCAAGUUCAUGCAGGGGCAGGAUACGUUUGAGCAGGACGACGAGGCAUUCCUUUCCAAACUGAAGAAGCUGUACAAUGUUGACGAGGCCCUGCUGCUGUCCAUGGAGGAAAAGAACAGAAUCCUCAGUGAAGAGGUCAGUCGUCUGGAAAAAGAGAGUCAGACGGACCGUCUAAUGACAAAGAGGAUGGAGAAGAUGAAGCUGCAGUCCGACUUGAAGAAACUUCAGAGUUAUCGAAGCAGCCUCGACGCGUUUAAAGCCAACCUGGAGAUCAAGGCUUCAAACCUGAACGAUGAAUUGGGGAUGACUGUCAGUCUUCUGGAAUCCCUGAAACGUGAGAAGGAUAAUCUUCAACAACAACUGGAGAAUCAAAAGUUUACUCCAGCUGACGUCGAGAGGAUUAACGCUGAGAAACGGGAACUUCAGCAGACCAUUGCUGGUCUCAGCAAGUCUCUUGAGGAAGCUGAGCAGCAUAAAUGGAAUGAAGAAAUUGCCCUUUCAAGGGUGCAAGAAAAGGCAGAGCUGAAGCUGACAGAGUACCACAAGUUGGCACGAAAACUCAAGCUGAUACCUCAGUCUGCAGAAAACGCCUGUGGUCACAAUUUUGAGAUUAGUUCCUUCAAAGGUGCACCCGGCAGUAUCAUUCAACAUAAUGCACAGACACAGAUGCUUCUGAGAAAGCUGGUCAGUGACGUAGAGGAGGAGAAUAGUCGGUUAGCCAACGUGAAACUCAGCCUGGAGGAGUCCAUUGAACAGGUAACUUCCAACAUCACAGAGAAGUCCAAUGAACUCGAGCAGCUCAGAGAGCAGAUCCGUAAGUUGGAUGAACGACUGGAAGCUAACAUGCAGGAGCUAGCCCGGGAAGAGCAGAACUGGGCAAAAGAGAUGGAGUCAGUGGAAAACCACCGCAAACAUCUUGAGGAGAAAGUUAAUUAUGGUUAUCAUGAGGCUGUGCGUCAGCUGACGGCAACACAGCAGAAGUAUCAUUUGGUGCUGCAAGAGACAAUAGAAGAAAAACGAAUAGUUGCCAACAAUCUCACUUCCAUAUUUACCACCGCUGCCAACCACCUGUCAGUUACUGAGAAGUGCAUGGAGGAGCUGCACAGCAAGGUGCAGCGCAUCACCUCCAAGGCUGUGGAGGAGGACAAGGCUGCUGUUCAGCAGCUGAAGGAAACAUUGAGGAGCUUCAAGGCAAAAGCAAAUAUUUUAUAG
This is a messenger RNA of Nematolebias whitei (Rio pearlfish), 1920 nucleotides long. It is a transcript of the gene ndc80, whose product is annotated as NDC80 kinetochore complex component. The coding region runs from base 1 to 1920 and encodes 639 amino acids. The record is from RefSeq and is a predicted model, not a curated record. The transcript is spliced from 16 exons. Gene Ontology annotation, biological process: attachment of mitotic spindle microtubules to kinetochore. Gene Ontology annotation, cellular component: Ndc80 complex. Lineage: Eukaryota; Metazoa; Chordata; Actinopteri; Cyprinodontiformes; Rivulidae.